UCCAUUGCGGCCGCUGUCGGCCAUGCGGACUGCAUUGCCUCAGCCUUUGCACGGCCGCUUCGGCCCGGAUGGAUCGGCCCAGCACGUAGAAGGGGCCCUCGCGUUCGCCACGACUGCCUACCACGGGCUCGGCCUGUCGACGCGGCCCGACCGCUCCGCGCAGAAGGCGCGCGCCCUGGCGCAAGCUGGUUUCAGCGAGGAGACCUGCCGCAAGUUCUCGGACGACAUCGAGCCCGACGUCGCGCCCGCAUCGAGCGGCGCCUCCACGGAGGACCACCAGAAGUGGAGGGACUGGCGCGCGAUGGCUGUUUCGAGGGGCGCGCGGGCCCUCCACCGCGCUACCAAGUUCCGCGGCGUAGCGCAGCCUUCGGCGGUCGGCACCGCUCGCGAGCCGUCUGCCCACGUUCACGACGCAGUGCGGCACGAAGUUGAGAUGUCGAAGAAGUUGCGGCCCAGCCGCUCAUCUGUCGAUUGCGCGCGGGCCCAGGCAGCCGCAGGCGAGGCGAACCAUCGGCGGGCGCCCCACGGCGCGUUGGCCGCGGCUGACAUCAGCAAGUACUACGAACGGAUUCUUCUGGACAAGCUACGGGGCAAGUUCCUCAGUUUCCAGACGCCGACGCCCCUCCUCAAGUCCGUGCACAACAUGUGGCGUGCAGCACGGGUCUUGCGUCUCAGCGGUCACAAUGCGGGCGAGACGCUUCGCGCAGCUCGCGGUCUCCCUGCGGGGGGCGUUUUCUGCGAGGUGGCGGUAAACAUUUGGUAUGUUCGUGAGUGCGGCAGUUUUCUGGUCAGGCGACCGCGCAUGCAAAACGUCAGCUACGUCACUGACAAAUCCACCCGCGCGGCACCCACUUCGGCUAACACCACCUCCUCCACGGCGGCGGCGGCCACGGUGGACUUCAGACGCCGCGAGAAGAAGGACGCGCUCAGCAAGCGGGCGAAGCGUCGUCAGCAGAUGGCGAAGCGCACGCGGAAGCUCCGGCGCUUCGGCAAGGUUAUCACUGGCCACGAGGCCAAGCCCAUCGGCGCAGUCAUCCGCGCCGGCGCCAUGGCCGAAGCCACCUACGGAAGCGAUGUCUUCGGCCUCAGCAACGCGGAGUGGCCCCAGCGCCGUCGGGGCGUGGCGCGGGGCCAGCUCCCUGCGCAUGGCGGCGCGAGCCUCAACAGCAAAACCGCGCUGCUUGGCGUUGGGGCAGGGGCGUCGGCCAUUGCGCCUGCGAUCCAGUGGUGCAAGAUGCCGCGACAGGCCGAGGGGCGCGACUACCCGCCGGCCACUGGCGCGCGGCUGUCUCGGCCCCGGCGUGGCGCCAUGCCCUGUGGGGCCAAGGACUGGCCUUCCAAUCGCGGGCAGCUUGCUCGCGCUGCCCCUGCCGCGCGCCGCGCUGGGUGGAGCGCGCUCUCCGCGACAAAAAUGAAUGAGCCACAGGGGUUCCACCAUUGA
Prorocentrum cordatum is the source of this 1441-nucleotide messenger RNA. NCBI's taxonomy places the organism in Eukaryota, Dinophyceae, Prorocentrales, Prorocentraceae. The record is from the annotation of a GenBank genome assembly.